AUGGAGGAGCGGUCUUACCCCUCAGAAGGAGAGGUGCCCUCGCGGCCUUGCGUCUUGUACACAGAGAGCCUCAACAGCGUGCGACGGACAACUCGCUCAGACAACAACAGGAUCGAGUCGCUGUUCACCACCCGACUGGAACCAUAUGAUUACGAGGGCCUCUACACCCAUAGCAGCAGUGAGUCCAUCAACAAGAGCGAUUCGCUCGAUACCUUCUAUGCCGCUCGAUCUCCUCAGGGGCUCCCGACGCGACAGCGACCGCUCCCAUCCUUCUUCAAGCGCUGCUUCCAAUACAUCCUGGACAACUUCUCGACGGUCUCGCUGGUGGUCAGCGUGUGCGUGUCUAUCCCCGUGGCGUUCUACAAAUGGCACAUUGCCAGCCAAGACGAGAUUUCCAUCGCAACCAUCCAGUUCCAGGAAACAGCUGCAAAUGUCGCCACCGCGUUGAAAGCCGAAAUUAACACUUCAACAUUCUACACCAAGAUGAUGGCCAACUAUUUCGUUGCCGAGAACAACACACUUGGUCGAGUCAGGUUCCGGGUUGCCACGCAUACAUCGUUCUGGGCCAACGAUUUUCUCCAGGGUAUCGCCUUCUGUCCCUACGUCGUCGGCGAUGAGCAGCGCCAGUUCUGGGAAAACGAGGGCCGGGCCAACUACAGCCCCAACUACACAUUUACGGAAAUGACCCCGAAUGGCACCUUGAUUCCGGCAAAUCGCCACCCUGCCUAUGUGCCGGUGCAGUACGAGGAGCCUGUCGAAGCAAACCGACCAGCGAUUGGUUUCGAUCUCUAUUCUGAGCCAUCGAGGCGGGAUGCAAUCGACAAGGCUGCUCGAACGGGCCGACUGACUGUCACAGCCCGUCUCGAGCUUGUGCAAGUGCCGAGCCGGACGGAAUACGGUAUCUUGGUGUUUGUCCCGCUCUUCCGGGUCAACAAUACGGUGGUGCCUGUGGUUGCGAAUCAGCCCCAGUCGUUGUGGGCGUUGAUAGCGGGUGUCACCAGAAUCGACCGCGUCGUUUAUCUGGGGGCCUCCAGCCUCACGCUCCCAUCCAAGUCUGUGGUGCUCCUCUUUGAUACGAGCUCGCCGACAGGGCAGCAGUAUCUCGGCCAUUACAAUCCCAGCAACGAGAAUCCAAAGUUUGAUAAUUUCACAUAUCUCAGCACCCUCUCGCCCGACAACCUGCCUGCCGAUCUGCUGUACACAACGCCAAUAAGCUUUGUUGACCGUGACUGGUCUCUGGUGGUGAUUGCGACACCCGGUUUCCUGGACUCGCAGCGGACGUUUGUGCCCACUCAAGUCUUCCUGGUCUCGCUCAUCGAGCCCGUGCUUGCCAUUGCCUUUCACUUCUAUCUGCUGGCGCGGCAGCGGAUGCGCACCACCCAGCCGGCGCUUCCGUAUCAGUUCUUGCACGAGGGAGCACCUGGAGCCGUCACCAUUUCUCCCGCCCAUCCUGUGCUGACGUCUCCCCCGGCCUGCGCGGCCUUGGAUGCCGAUCCUUCUUCGGCCCGCUCACGACAGCGAACCAUCAUGCAAAAGGGCAACACAAAGCGGGUUGCCCCACACCGCAUCAACUUGAUCGCCCAUCAGAAGGAGCGCCUCGACUCCCUCAAGGAUGUCUACGACACAUAUGCAGAUUUCAUCGAGACUCUCCUCGACAAUCUGCUCUCGCUCUACAACACUGCCCCGGUCCGCUUCUCGUCCGGUGCCCUCCAGCGGCUGCACUCGAUUGGACUUGCCAUUGGGCAGAAGGGCGCCUCGACGACCCUGACCCUGAAAUCAUCUCGUGAACAGUCCGAGCCGGCCCACCAGGACGGGUGCUCUGGCGACCUGCGCUCCAGCCCGUCGUCGGAUGCAAACUCAUCCACGGACCUGUCCACAAAUGCCAAGUCAGCGACCACGCCGUCGUCGCCGUUCUGGCGCAUCUGGAUUCCGGCCUCGACCAUGGCCAAGAUGAUCGUCCUUCGAGGCCGGUGCGCCCCAGCAGAGGCCAAGAAGCUGGCGACCUGGGAGUUUGUCGAGAUGAUGCUGGAUCUCUUUGAAAUGAAGAACGAAGGUGCCCUCCAGAGCGGAUUCCUAGAGUCUGCCGUCGACACCACCGGCUUCGAUUCGGCGAGCAUGUGCAGCGACGGCGGCAGCGCCAGAGCCACGCCUUCCCAAUCCUCGUCACUCCCGAGCGACUUUAGCAGCCCCGUGGAGCCUGUUCUGGCGCUGCAGGCGCAUCCCGACACCAAGUGGCCAGCAUGGCUGCCCGGAACCAAUCAGUUUGCUGUCUCGGACGAGCUUGUGCACGAUGCACUGCGGCACUUUUUCAAGGCCAAUGACGCUGCGCAGAAGCUCGUGGGAUGCGGUGUCGGAACGUAUGUUUCCAUGGGUCUUUUAUACGAGCCCUACCUCCGGGCUAGCUGGGGCUACCAGCCAGAGCACCUCAAGUUCACGCUUCUCACCGCUGGACUCUGGAUGAAGCGCCAAGGCAGCGCUCCCCUGUCCUUUAUUAUGCCGCUUUUUGCCAAAGCCCGGGAGUUGACCAUGGAGGCCAUCGAAACACCAACGCUGGAACUGGUCCAGUCUCUGCUUCUGGUCGGUCGGCAGGCUUUUUAUAUGGGCGACUUCAAGCUUCUCUGUCGCUUCAUCAAAAUGGCCAUACACGCAGCUCAGUUCCUCAAGAUAGAUCGUCCGUCGUGGUAUGUCGGCAAGACCUGGCUUGAGGCCGAGCAUGCCCGUCGUGCCUGGUACCAGUGCGUGUAUCUCAACUACCUGGUAGCCAGCCACAUCAUGGCAUACCAAUCGCCCGAGUCGGAGCCGACGCACCUGACCGUGCAUUCGCCGCCGACAAACGAGUACCUCUGGACGAAUCUGUCGGACUCUAUGGACUUGACUACUGUGCCAGCGGCGCCGUUUGCUGUCGAUCCAUAUAUACCCACGUACGCCAUCGAUCUGCUCAAGUUUGUCCAGAUCCAGCAGCAGGCCAUACAGUACCUCUCGCUCUUCAACAACGGCCUGCCCGAGUUCAACGCCGAAACAUACGAACUGGAAACGGCCCGGAUCGAAGAAUAUCGCCUGUGGCAGAGCCUGACGCUCACGACCCUAUCCAACUGGUAUGCCAGCCUGCCCGGCUGGAUGACCAACCUGGACAAUGUCCUCGACGACAACAAGAGAAACAUCCUUGGCCGGCUUUCGCUCGAGAUCAUCCACUGGAACACCAUGUUCUACGGCACCAUGAUGCUCGUCAACUAUCCGGCCGCCAUCGAGGAGCUCUGGCGAGACGAGCACUCUAACAGCCAGACAUCGAUCGCAAUCGGGACCUGUCUUUCGACCAACGAAAUCUUCCGACAUCUCGUUGGCAUGAUCUACACCCUGGAGCGAGACCACUGCCACGACAAGUCCUUUUUGCUGAACAACUUUAUACCGAUAUGCCGAAUGAUCAAUAUCAUUUCGUACCGGCUCAACCCGGCCCAGCCGAUCGAGCCGUUGAUCAUGAAAUGGAUCCGAAACGACCAGUACAGCCACCAGCCCCGGCCCCAGUUCACCGAGCACCCGUCAAAGUUCUUCAAGGACAUCUUCCGCAAGAGCAUGAUCCGGAUCUCGCCGCGGGUCCGCAGCCGCGAGAUUGCGCGCGAGGCCGUGAGGCGCUACCGGUCGCUGAUCUACUCGGUCUGGGACCUGGCGAUGGGGCCGUGGGUGCCCCAGGACCUGUGGAAUCAAGUUGCAGCCGACCUGGGUCUCUCUCAGUUCAUUGUACAGGGAUGCACCGUCAAUAUCCAGGAGCUCGAUCCGAUCUUCUUGAGCCAGUUUGACGUUAUCCGAUCCAAGUCAUGACCCAAGUCAUGACCAGCCCCCCUCCUCCCACAACCGAUGCGACCCCCGUUAUGUUGUGUUGUGUUGUUCCUGCCGCGACUGUGCGUCCUCCUCACCAUGUAUAUAGACGACCCAUGCUGUACUGCACUGUCGAUAGCUGUCUCGCUUUUGCUCCCAUGGACCGUGCACUAUGGUUUGGUGCACCACAAGGCCGGAGGA
Polychytrium aggregatum is the source of this 4014-nucleotide messenger RNA. Its product is annotated as chase domain-containing protein. Bases 1 to 3816 code for a protein of 1271 amino acids. Gene Ontology annotation, molecular function: zinc ion binding; DNA binding. Lineage: Eukaryota; Fungi; Chytridiomycota; Chytridiomycetes; Polychytriales. The transcript has 14 exons. Gene Ontology annotation, biological process: DNA-templated transcription. The record is from RefSeq and is a predicted model, not a curated record.